Molecule: messenger RNA, 966 nt
Organism: Cylas formicarius (sweet potato weevil)
Lineage: Eukaryota; Metazoa; Arthropoda; Insecta; Coleoptera; Brentidae
Exons: 2
Coding region: 137-811 (224 amino acids)
Source: RefSeq, a predicted model, not a curated record
UGCCGGACUGGAAGAAAGUAACAAUUUCUUCUCGACGGGGAAAUAAGUGACCAGAUAUUUCGGUUCCGCUCGAUAUAAAUAGCAGUUUGUAGCCGGUUCCGCAUUCAGUUUCGAACGUCAGAGCGCGCGCGUCAUCAUGAACAUUUUUGUGGCGGGUAUAGCAAUUUGCUCCCUACUGGGACCAAAGGCAUCGGCUAGUCACUACGGUUCGGGUCAGCAACAACAGCAACUCGAAGGAAUACCCGACUUGUCGUCGUUCGGCAAGAUUUCUUACCCCAAGUACGAUAUCCUCGACCUGGGGGAGUAUUCUCAUGAUCACGUACCCGGCCCGGAGAUCAAAAUCACCAAGGAGAGUAAAAUUACCAUCCCUCAACCUUAUCCUGUCAAAAUUCCAGUGCCGCAGCCUUACCCGGUUCACGUACCCAAACCGUACCCCGUGGAGCACACCAAGCUCGUAAAGGUUCCGGUACCGGUACCGCAGGUGAUCGAGAAAAAAGUUCCCUACCCCGUCGAGGUACCCAAACCGUAUCCGGUACCAGUGCACCAAGAAAACCACGGAGGGUAUGACAACAACGCCCAACAGAUUGGAGGAUACGGUGGGGGAGUCGAACACCAACAGGCUUUGGAAGGGGGCGGUUACGGGGUGCAAGAAGAUCACGGGGCGGCCUUAGGAGAGGCCGAUUACGGGGGCGGUUCUCUAAGUUCCUACGACGCCAAAGCCUUAGAAGACGACGUCCAGGUGGGCGGAGUGGAUAAUAAAGGGUGGACGCCACUGGACGGUGGCGAGGGAGGGGACGGGCAGUACCAUUAGGUGGGGGAUUGCUCUAAAUAGCUUAGCGUUAAAAAAAAAAGACGUUUCUGCGUGUCGAUCGGGUCGUCCGGAAUAAGACUGUUUUUUUGUCUGUCUCGUUGUUAUCGUUCUGUAAAUAUUGUUGAUUCUUUUGUAACUUUUUUGAUAUAAAAUUU